Hibiscus syriacus is the source of this 285-nucleotide messenger RNA. Its product is annotated as peptide methionine sulfoxide reductase-like. The transcript is spliced from 2 exons. Lineage: Eukaryota; Viridiplantae; Streptophyta; Magnoliopsida; Malvales; Malvaceae. The record is from RefSeq and is a predicted model, not a curated record. Bases 1 to 285 code for a protein of 94 amino acids.
AUGAGGUCUAUCAUUGCUAAAGGUCCAGAUGACGACAUCUUUGCUCUUGACCAGCAGUUGCUCAGUUCGGUGCUGGGUGUUUUUGGGGCGUUGAAUUGGAGUUUCAAAGGGUUCCGGUAUGACCCUAAAGAGUACAUCUUUGACACUUUGCUUGAUGUCUUUUGGGCUCGCAAUGAUCUUACAACUCUUAAUCGUCAGAUAGCUCCUCGGCAUCAAGGAACACAACAGAGAUCGCGUAACAAUGCUUCUCAUGUCUUGCAGGUCGUCUUUGAAAUUCCACCAUAA